Gaeumannomyces tritici R3-111a-1 is the source of this 1392-nucleotide messenger RNA. RefSeq lists its product as hypothetical. NCBI's taxonomy places the organism in Eukaryota, Fungi, Ascomycota, Sordariomycetes, Magnaporthales, Magnaporthaceae. The coding region runs from base 1 to 1392 and encodes 463 amino acids. The transcript has a single exon. The record is from RefSeq and is a predicted model, not a curated record.
AUGCAAAAACUCGAGGCUGGUAUGGCAGAUCGCCGUCGUCCGAGGCUCGCCAUGCGGGCGGCCCUGACCAUCGCCCUUUACGCGGCCUCGACUGCAGCUUCAUACAUCCCCGCGCGAUCCAUGUUCCUCCUUGAGAGGCAAAACACGUGCGGCAUCUCGGGUCAUACACAAUGCGCAGGCUCCGGGGUCCCGAAGGGCUUCUGCUGCGGCGCCUCUGACCAGUGCAUGCUGCUCGCCGGCAAGACCACGGUCCUGUGCUGCCCUGCCGGCGACAGCUGCAACAAGAUUAAGCCCAUCUCGUGCGAUGUCAAGCUGCAGAACCCUGCAACUCACCCAGAGUCCGUCGUCAAGACCACCGUGUUCGACGUCGAGCUGGCCACCUGUGACAGCGGCUGCUGUCCCUUUGGCUACACGUGCUCCGACAAGAUAUGCGUCGCUGAUGUCGACAAGGACACGCCGCCAGGGCGGGCCAAAUCGUCGUCGUCCCCAACCCCGGCACCGACAACGUCGGGUAGAACGGGGGGCAUUACCCCCACCUCGCCGAACACUAGGCCGGCCACGACCACAAACCCGCCCUCGUCGAGCGCGACGGGCAGCAUCGGCGACACAUUCUCGACCACGGGCCCCGGCUCGCCGGCCACAGCCAUCCCAGGGGGCGCCGAGAACGUGGGUGGCCCGCCGCCACCGCCAGCCGACUCGGUGGCGACCCCGUCCAUCAUCGGCGGAGUCGUCGGUGCUCUCAUGUUCCUCAUAGCCCUGGCCGUUGGGAUCUUUUUCUGUUAUCGCCGGAAGAAGAAGAAUGCGAAGGCAGAGGCCGCCGCCGCCUCGCCGCGAGGCGACGGUGCAUCGUCCGUCAUGGCCUACGGGAACGCGAUUUCGCACCCGAUUCCCUCCGAGACGACGUCGGGCGCCAUGCGCACCGACUUCAACCGCAAGGGCUCCAUCUCGUCACACAGUUACGGUGGCGCGUCUGACCACGUCCCCUUCGCCCAGGCCGGCGCCACGGUGGGCCAGAACCAUCACCAGUACCCUCCAUCGCCGCCCGGCCGUAAUCUCACCGGCCGCACCACCGCCGCACCCCAGAUCCCUCCACUCCGGGGCAUGAGGACCAGCGACGGCGGCAAAGUCGGCAUGCGCCCCGGUGGCUAUGGCGGCAUGACGCCGCCCACGACACCGCCGCAGCGCCACAUCAGUACCGAGAGCAUCAACGUGUACGUGGAUGGCGGCCCGGCGCUGCUGGGUAAGGCGGCCGGUAGUGGUGGUCGGAGGUACUCGACCGAGACCACCUUCACCACUAUGAUGCGCCAGGCCGACCUUCCGGACCCUCGUUACGGGGCUACUUUUGUGCCUCCUGCGGCCUUUGUCACGCCGGAUCGUCGGCCCCAGAAGUAG